UUAUCACAUAUGGAGAGUACAGAGCCAGAUGCCACUGCCAAGGCUGUGCCAGCCACCGAUCCAGAGCCUGCUGAGAAGCCUGCAGAGACUCUUUCGCAAGAAGAGGAGAAGGUUUCCAAAAGAGAGCUUAAACGUAGAAGAAAAGAGGCAGAAUGGAAACAAAAGAAAGAACAACUCAAGAAGGCCAAAGACAAGGAAAAGAUUAAUAAAAGCAAGCAGAAGAGAGCUAGACAUGCUUUUGCAGCAGCUGAUGGAGCUACUAAAGAAGUAGUUGAUGAAGAGACCGGCCAGAUCGUUGAAAAGAAGGUCAAUAGGAAAGAACGCAAAGAACUGUGGAAACAGAUGAUCAAAACCUGCAUGAAGGUAGUUAUAGAUUGUGAUUUUGCAGAAUGCAUGAGUGAUAAGGAGCUUAAUUCCUUGAGCAAACAAAUUAUGUACUGUCAUUCUGAAAAUAAGAAAGCAAUCAAACCUGUAAAUCUUAUACUCACAGGGUGAGGCGAUAUCUCAUUCCAAGGACGUCUAAACCAGCAUUCUGCUUAUAACUGGGGAAUUGAUAUUUAUCCUAAGAAAAAGGAGUCUGGAGAGAAUCAAGAUGAAGAAUCUAAAGAAGAAGCAAAGGGAGAAAGUCAUAGUUGAUACAGCCAGUUAUUCGACAAAACAAAGCUUGUAUACCUAACAGCUGAUUCUCCUAACACAUUAGAAUCUUUUGAUGAUGACAAGAUUUAUAUAAUCGGUGGAAUUGUAGAUAGGAACAGACAUAAAAAUAUAUGCUUCAACAAAGCAACAAAGCACGAGAUUGGACAUGCCAAAUUCCCUAUAAUGGAAAAUGUCAACAUAGGUGAUUACUCCACAGUCCUGACAGUUAACCAAGUCAUGAGCAUCAUCCUAGCAGUUAAGAAAUAUGACAAUGAUUGGAAGAAGGCUUUGGAGGAAACCUUGCCUAAGAGGAAGACUCAGAAGAUUAAAGGUAAGAAAGCCAAGGAAUCCAUGAAGCAGAAAGAAGAGAAAUAAUCCACUAAAAUAUCACUAUC
This is a messenger RNA of Moneuplotes crassus, 1031 nucleotides long. NCBI's taxonomy places the organism in Eukaryota, Ciliophora, Spirotrichea, Euplotida, Euplotidae. The record is from the annotation of a GenBank genome assembly.